AUAAAAAUGUAGCAAAGAAGAAAGCUGCGGCUCGGUGCUAUAUGUAUAACAGCUGCACUUCCCUGCAACUAACUAACUAUUCAACACUGGCAAUUAGUCCGGGGAUAAACAGCACUCUGGCCGCAGCGGAGGGAAGACUACCGGCUUUCUUUAUUUUAACAUUCCUCAAGAAUAACAAACUUCCCCUCAAAACUUUGUCUUAUUACAGAAGAUAUUUUGUUGUCUUUUUGUUUUUAAAAAAACAAAAUCCUUCCACCUUCCUUCAAUGUGCGUUGCUUGUCGGCUGUUAAAAUUGCUGGCGGCUGGGACCGCUUUUGCCGAGAGAGCAGCCGAAUUCAGCGGGCUCGCUAAAGCAAGAAACAGUCGGAGAAGCGCAAGGGGGAUGGGGGAAGGAGCUGAUCCGGAAAAAGGGGAUUGGAGAGGUCGGAAGUAUCGCGAAGCAUGCCGGCUCUCAACGGGGACUAGAAAGCGUCCACGCCCGGGGCCAGCGCCGUGGAUCUGGCGAAGGUUCAGCCCAGGCUCCCCUUGUUUUGCAAGACGCCUAGACGGAAGGUAGUUGGCGGACUCGAAGGGCUGUGUGUUUCAGUCGAGCAGCAUGAACGGAGAGACAGCCAUGGCAGAAACUGCUGAACUGAGCGAUGCAAAAGAAGAGUGGCCAAAAGAGGACCUCCUGGGCCUACUGGACAGCAUGAGAAGCAUGGUUCCUUCCAAUGAUGUGAUGAAGUUUAAAACAACAGAAUCACAUAUGGACUGGAAUAAGGUGACCUUCGCACAUUAUACAGCAGAAAUGUGUAAACAGAAGUGGACGGAGAUCUCGCAUGAAGUGAGAAAGUUCCGCACUUUAUCGGAACUGAUUCUGGAUGUCCAAGAAAAUGUGAAGAAUCCCUAUAAAGGGAAGAAACUCAAGAAUCAUCCUGACUUUCCCAAGAAGCCUCUCACACCUUAUUUUCGAUUCUUCAUGGAGAAAAGAGCAAAAUAUGCAAAGCUUCAUCCUGAAAUGAGUAACUUGGAUCUGACUAAAAUUCUUUCCAAGAAAUACAAGGAGUUGCCAGAGAAGAAAAAGAUGAAAUAUAUUCAGGAAUUUCAGAAGGAGAAAGAAGACUUUGAACAGAGCAUGGCCCGAUUCAGAGAGGAUCAUCCAGAACUACUGGAGAGUGUAAAGAGAACCGAUGCUCCAGAAAAACCCAAAACGCCUCAGCAGUUGUGGUACCUUCAUGAGAAGAAAGCCUUUAUGAAGAUGCAUCCAAAGGCCACUAUGAAAGAUGUUAAAGAAGCACUGGGGAAGCAGUGGUCCCAGCUGUCUGACAAGAAAAGACUCAAGUGGAUUGGCAAAAGCUUAGAGCAGCGAGAACUGUAUGAGGAAGCUAUGCGAGAUUAUGUUCUACGUCACCCUGAACAAAGCAUCAGUCUGGAUGAUUUGACCAAAAAUACUCUGACUAAAGCCGAAAGACAGCUCAAGGAUAAGUUUGAUGGUCGACCCACAAAACCUCCUCCAAAUGGUUAUUCUCUUUAUUGCGCUGAACUGAUGUCCAACAUGAAAGAUAUUCCCAGCACAGAACGCAUGGUUCUGUGCAGCAAACAGUGGAAGAUGCUCUCUCAGAAAGAGAAGGAUGCAUAUCAGAAACGAUGUGAACAGAAAAAGAAGGAAUAUGAAAUUAAUCUUCAUCGGUUUUUGCUGAGCCUCCCUGAACACGAACAGCAAAGAGUCCUGUCUGAGGAAAAGAUGAUUGGAUUAAACAAAAAAGCAGCAAGCAACCUGAAGCAGGGUGGAGUCAAAGGCGUCCCCUCGUCUCCUUCAGAUGCCGCCAAGACGACUACUGACAAACCAAAGCGUCCGAUCUCUGCCAUGUUCAUUUUCUCGGAAGAGAAGCGCAAGAAGUUGCAGGAGGAGGAGCCAGAGCUGUCGGAGAGUGAACUGACAAGAAAGUUGGCCAGGAUGUGGACUGAGCUGUCUGAGAAGAAAAAGGAAAAGUAUCGACGCAUGGAGGCAGCGGCAAAGGCCGAAUCGGAGCAGAAAAGGCAGGGCUAUGGAAAAGACGGAAAAGGCUCUGCCAUCCGUGGGAAACUGCCAGAGCCACCCAAGACUGCAGAAGAGAUCUGGCAACAGAAUGUGAUUGGCGAUUAUCUGGCCAAGUACAGGAAUGAUCGCACUAAGGCUGUAAAAGCGAUGGAGGCAACUUGGAGUGCAAUGGAGAAAAAGGAGAAAUUAAUGUGGAUUAAAAAGGCGGCUGAGGAUCAAAAGCGAUAUGAGAAAGAACUAAGUGAAAUACGAACACCAGCAACAAACGUGAACAAGAAAAUAAAAUUUGAGGGGGAACCAAAAAAGCCACCAAUGAAUGGUUACCAGAAAUUUUCCCAGGAGCUACUUACAGGCGGUGAACUGAACCAUCUGAAUCUCAAAGAUCGGAUGGUGGAGAUUGGGAAAAGAUGGCGGAAAGUUUCUCAGGCUCAAAAGGAUCGUUACAAGAAAAUGGCGGAAGAACAACAAUGUCAAUACAAAAUCAAUCUGGAAGCCUGGCUUAAGAGCAUAUCCCCCCAAGAGAGAGCUGCAUACAAGGAAUACACUUCAAAUAAACGCAAAGGUUCUGCAAAAGUAUCCAGUCCAAAUCCCAAAAUGAAAGUCUCAAUACCAGCACAGAAUGCAAGUUCACAGGUGAAGCUCCGGAAGACUGAAGGGUGGCUAAUGUUGUGCCAUUAUUUAAGAAGGGCAUCAGAGACGAGCCAGGGAGCUGCAGGCCGGAAACGGAGGAUUCUGAUGAGGAGGAGGAUGAGGAUGAUGACGAGGAUGAUGACGAUGAUGAAGAAGAAAAGGCCAACUCUUCAGAUUCUGAUGAUUCCUCAGGUUCGGACAGUGAUGAAGAGAGUGAAGAGGAAGAUGAUGCAGAUGAGAAUGCAGAUGAAGAUGAGGAUGAAGAGGAAGAUGAAAACCAGUCCGACAGCAGCAGCAGUUCUUCAUCUGAAGAGUCCUCCGACUCGGACUCCGACUGAAGUGUUCUGCUUUGAUCUUCCAGGCAGUACUGGAAACUAUCAGGGGCCAAAAGAUGAGCCCUCAUGCCCACUACCAGCACUGUUUGAGAGACAAGUGGCAGAAGCAGACAUACUAAAUCUGAUGUGAUCCAGCCAUCAUUGUCCAGUCCAGUCAGUUUCGUGGAACGAAUUUUCUGGGCUUUCCUGAGUUGCUUUCAGCUCCUUGAAAACCACUAGUGAUGCAAGUAAGAAUGGACCAAAUAAAGAAUUAGUAGUGGUUUUUCACUCGAACAAUCCCAGAUGCAAAUUACUCAGAAAUGACCCUCUGUCUAUGUGCUAAUGAGUGACAUUCAGGACCAUUUAAAAAAAAAACUGACAUACAAAUUCUCUGGUAUGGCUUGGAAUAAAUUUUGUGAUCGGAAGCUUAGGCACACAAGAUCAAAGUAGUUGUGUGUUGAGAGUGAAGUCACUCAGUAUUUAAAAAAAACUGUGUUUGGUUUAUCAGGUCAUUCAUACUUGCAUUGCCAGGCACAAAAGCUUUGAAUUUUUAUUUUUUUUUAAUAUGAUUACAGUGAAGUUGGUUUCGGCCUCAUUUACCUGGUUCUAGUUCUGGUCCCUUGUACAAUUUGUUUUGUGAUUUAAGGAGAACAGAAAUAUCAGGGUGAUCACAUGGCAAGCAUUGAAGCCAUCUAUUCAAUAUUUCCCCAAAGUUGGCUUCCCUGGUACUUCUGUUGGGCAAGGGAUCAAUCUGACAAUGGAACAGGCCAGAGCUUGUGUACAAGUAUGCUAGUCUGAAUCAGUGAAGAGUAUUUUGUGAUGUUGCAGUUUGUAAAUACAAAGGAAUGUUUUUAAGGGAGGUUUCAGUUUUGGUAUUUUGUGAAUGGAAUCUUCUUAGUAAUGUGAACAAAGUUAUUGAGAAGUCUGCACCAAAGCAAUUGCUCGUUCAUUUUAGGGCAGAUGGAAGAAAUGUGCUCCUGUUGCUCAGUGCCCUUCAAGAUUGCAAAGGAAUCUGUUAUCUUUCCAACACACUUUCUGGUUACUUUAUUUUUCUGCAUGUGUAGUCUUUCCUCAUAGUGUUUAACUUAUGGAGGAUGUAACUGCAGAGGCUGAAGUAUUUUGUAUCAUUUUAGUCUGUCAAUCUGACUUGAUUGAAGCGUCACUAUAUUGGUGGAAGUUAAUCUUGAUGUUCUAGAUGCAGCAGAGACUGCAAAUAGCUUUGUAUCUUCAGAUUCUGUUUCGUCACUUCUGAAUGGAAUGUACAUUAACUCUGGUCAUGAAACCAAAUGCAAAGCAUAUUGUGAAGUUUUUUAAUACAGUUUCAUCCUUUGGAUUGUAGAGUUGAAAGGUUUUAUUCCCGGAGUCCUUUGAGAGAGAGCGCAGAGCUGAAGUCAGGUCACGUGCAUUGCUGACUUGGGUUUGGAACACUACAGUACUGCAGUAUCUUUCACAAAUACAAGCUUAGCACUUUUCUUUGCAUAACACAUGGCGAGACUUUUGUUUCUGAUUUCUUUGCACACCAGAAUUAAGGAAUAAUUACAAAUUUGGGGACUGGAAAGAAACUUGCUUCAUGAUACAGGAAGUGUGAAUAAAUUUUCUAGAUCCAACUUGGAAAAGGAGAGGCAGAAUGAGAGUUUGUGGUCUCUGCAACCAAAACGGACCUUCCUGUCCUCCUGUGUGUUCUCAUGGUAAACCUACAAGAGUUCAAUGUAAAAUGGAGGGAGGUGGAGUGGGUGGUAGAAGAACACCAUGAAACUGAGCCUUUCUCCAACUGCAGCUUUGCUUAAACUCCGGAUCAUGACUGAAUACCUUUCAGCUUGUGCCCAGCUUCAGAGCAGGGUGGAUGUCUUUUUAAAGGGUACUGAACGAGGCACUUUGUCGUACUUGUAUUGGGUUUGAAUGAGGAUGUAUGGUAUCUGUAUAUAAUGUUGUUUGUAUUUUGCAGCUUUACUUUCCAUUUUAUUUUCUGGUUCUUACAGUAAGGCCGGGAGCACUGGGCGUGUGUACUGUAAGAGGUGAAAUGAGUGCAUUUUUGCACUCCCGUGAAGCUGUGCUAGUAACCCAUACGUACCAUGUUACUUUUAGCUUCUGUGACCUUCUGGAAAUUUUUCUAAUAUUUAAAGAUUGUUUUGUAGAGAGAAUGCCUCACUGAUUUGUAUUUGCAGAUUCUUGUAAUUUGAUGUUGGAACUUCUGAAACAUUUUAUAGGGAAAGCGUUCCUUUUGUUCUAGUGGUUAUCAGCAACCAUUAAAAAAAAAUAAGAACUUG
Molecule: messenger RNA, 5231 nt
Organism: Pristis pectinata (smalltooth sawfish)
Lineage: Eukaryota; Metazoa; Chordata; Chondrichthyes; Rhinopristiformes; Pristidae
Gene: ubtf
Product: upstream binding transcription factor
Exons: 22
Coding region: 596-3115 (839 amino acids)
Source: RefSeq, a predicted model, not a curated record